Molecule: messenger RNA, 1800 nt
Organism: Exophiala spinifera
Lineage: Eukaryota; Fungi; Ascomycota; Eurotiomycetes; Chaetothyriales; Herpotrichiellaceae
Exons: 2
Coding region: 1-1800 (599 amino acids)
Biological process (GO): regulation of mRNA processing; spliceosomal complex assembly; protein phosphorylation
Molecular function (GO): protein kinase activity; ATP binding
Source: RefSeq, a predicted model, not a curated record
AUGCCGAUGCAACGGCCCAGUAUGCUCAAACGGGUACGUAGUCAUACAAACCGACAGUCUCUUAGCGACUUGGUGCAUGGAAGAGGCAACUCGCCACAUCCUCAAGCAGACACCAUCUCGGCUUUGAAGCAGAUCGAAGAAGAGACCCUGCCCAAGUAUACUGCAGACACUUUCUAUCCCGCUCGAGUAGGCGAAGUUUUACAUGACCGAUAUAAACUAUGUGCGAAGCUGGGCUUCGGCAUGACGGCGACGGUAUGGCUGGCAAAAGAUUUGAAAGCCGACCAGUGUGCGGGCAACCACAAAUACGUCACCAUCAAGAUCAAUGUCAACACCUUGACCGAAGACUUCCUGAAAGGACGACGAGAAAUCGCUCAGAAGUUGUUCUCGGCCAAUCCCAACCAUCCGGGAUACAACCACAUCCGAUUCAUGCGAGAUACAUUCAAGCUCAGGUCCCGCCACGGCGAACACCUGUGCAUCGUAUACGACGUCCUCCGAGAGCCCAUCGAUACAUGUAUGGAGAAAUUCCCUGGUCGACGCUUCAAUUCCGAAAAGCUCCGCAAACUGCUACCGGCGCUGUUGAAAGGCCUCGACUACCUCCACACAGAAUGUGGGGUUGUGCACACCGACCUGAAAGCCGACAACAUCAUGAUGGGACUCGGUGAUCCGACCAUUCUCGACCGCUUCGUCCAGCACGAAAUCGACCAUCCGUCGCCGCGAAAAAUGCCGGACUCUCACGGGCGGAUCAUCUACAGCUCGUGCAGCGACUUUGGUGAAGCCCCGACCGACGAGGUCAUCGGCACGGCCAAAAUCACAGACAUUGGUCUGGCGGCGUGGGGAGACGGGAAUAACACCAAGCCGAUCCAAUCCAACGCUUUCAUGGCGCCCGAAGUCAUUCUCCAGGCCGGUUGGUCGUACCCUGCCGACAUUUGGAAUCUGGGAGUGAUGCUAUGGGACCUCUUUGAGAGUUUUGGGUUGUUCGACGCCAUCGACACACAACCGGGACACUACCGCCCCGAGAAACACCUGGGUCUUAUGAUUGGCCUCUUAGGACCGCCGCCUGUAGACUUUGUCAAGCGAGGAGCCAAGUCGUCUUACUACUUCGAUAACGACGGCAACUUCAAGUAUCCAGACUACGUUGACCACGAGAUGUCUUUCGAAAGCUCCAUCACGAGACUUCGAGGCGAGGAAAAGGACCUCUUUAUCGACAUGGCCAAGCACAUGAUCUGCUGGGUCCCCGAAGAGCGGUGGACGGCCAAGCAGCUCCUCGAGCACCCAUACUUGACGAAAGAGCGCGAUUACAUCCCGACGCCCGGCGGCCUGAGCCGUGCCUCGACUACCGCUUCGUUCCAGUCAAUGAUUCCGUCCCGGACCGGUACUCCCAACACUCCCCCGUCGAUCCCCGUGUCGAGACGAACGUCGAACCUGGAACGCAUCCCUUCACAUGGCUCCUCGCCGAUGGCCAAUGGGACAGCCUCGUCGGUAGCGGACAAAGUAUCGUCGUCGGCUUCGAGACCCACCACGCCAGCAAGUUCAACGGUGCCGUUCGCGCUCCCGUACCACCCGAGGAGGAGCGAGGACAAGAACAGCUCUUCGUCGGUCACAAUGAGUCCCGGUGGCCACCUCGCGCCUGCCCCCAGUGCAAAUGUCGCGAAUAAGUGCUCGCAGGAUCUUAUAGAUGCGAUCUUGAAUAAGCGCAAGAACGGUCACAAGCAGCAGCAGCAACAACAACAAACAAUUAGUGAGAACGGCUCAAAUCGUGCAUCUAUGGAUAGCAGCAGCAGCAGUACACCGACGAAAUGA